Molecule: messenger RNA, 7730 nt
Organism: Danio aesculapii
Lineage: Eukaryota; Metazoa; Chordata; Actinopteri; Cypriniformes; Danionidae
Gene: crtc1a
Product: CREB regulated transcription coactivator 1a
Exons: 14
Coding region: 20-1726 (568 amino acids)
Biological process (GO): positive regulation of transcription by RNA polymerase II; protein homotetramerization
Cellular component (GO): cytoplasm; nucleus
Molecular function (GO): cAMP response element binding protein binding
Source: RefSeq, a predicted model, not a curated record
AGCCCAAGAGGAGCGAAACAUGGCGACCUCGAAUAAUCCGCGAAAAUUCAGCGAAAAGAUCGCGUUACACAACCAGAAGCAAGCGGAAGAGACAGCUGCUUUCGAGGAGGUGAUGAAAGACCUGAGUAUCACUCGGGCGGCCCGUUUACAGUUACAGAAGACCCAGUAUUUACAGCUCGGUCAGAACCGAGGACAGUACUACGGCGGCUCUUUGCCAAAUGUCAAUCAGAUUGGAAACACUACAGUUGACCUGCCCUUUCAGACUCCUUUUCAGAACUCUGGACUGGACACAAGUAGAACGACUCGUCACCAUGGACUCGUGGACAGGGUUUAUCGGGACAGGAAUCGCAUCACGUCGCCACACCGCAGACCCCUCUCUGUGGACAAACAUGGCCGUCAAAUUGAUAGCUGUCCAUAUGCCUCUGUGUAUCUGUCACCCCCACCUGAUACCAGCUGGAGGAGGACCAACUCAGACUCUGCCUUGCAUCAGAGCACUUUGAACCCAAACCCACAAGAUGCAUUUGCAGGAGGUUCUCAAGAUUUGCAGCCAAAACAAAUUCUUCUUCUCACUAUGCCAGGAACAGGGGACCCCGAUAGUGACAUGGACAAAGAAAGUCAGAAGCAGAUAUGGGAUCAAAAAAAGAAUACUUCACAAAGGCUCAAGACAAACAAAAUACCUGGAAUCAAUAUAUUUCCAUCUCCAGAUCAGGAAAUUACCGCAUCUUUAAUCCCAGUGGCACACAACACUGGCGGCUCUCUGCCAGACCUGACCAACAUCCAGAUUCCUCCUCCUCUCCCCACACCUCUGGACCCUGAGGACUCCUCGUCCUCUCUCAGUGCCUCCAACAGCACUGGCAACCUCGCCAACCCUCACAUGGGCCUUACGUCUGCCGGUCAAGGUGUAACAUCAGGCCAGCCCGUAGCUGCAGUUCAGCGCCGGCAUGAGAAUGUAGUUCCUCUGAUCCUCAACACAGACUCUCAGCAGCUUCCAGGUCUUCAGCAGCUGUCGCCCACCCUCUCACCUCCACUCUCUCUAGCACAGGCAGUGACGAUAGACGCCAUGACCCUGGAGCAGCAGUUGGCUCAGUAUGCUUUCUUUAGCCAGCCGUCCACUCAGACACAGGGGGUCGGUGGGCUUCCUCAGCUGCCAGCCGUCUCUGCCAGCCAGACGCAAACCUCUGUCGGCAUUGAUAUCAACACGGCUGCUUCCCUCCAGCAGUACCGCUGUAGGGUGGGGUCUUCGGCCAAUCAGUCUCCAACCUCUCCGGUCUCCAAUCAAGGCUUCUCUCCAGGGGGCUCGCCUCAACACUCGUCCAUUCUCGGAAGUGUCUUUGGUGAUGCCUUUUACGACCAGCAGCUCUCUCCUCGGCAGACCAGCGCUUUGUCCCAGCAGCUGGAGCAGUUCAACAUGAUGGAGAACCCCAUCAGCUCCAGCAGUCUGUUCAGCGAGGGAUCCACUCUCAACUAUUCUCAGGCUGCGAUGCUCAACCUGACUGGCAGCCACGGCAACCUGCAGGACGCGCAGCAGCUGGGCUACAGCAGCCAUGGAAACAUCCCCAACAUCAUCCUCACAGGUGACGUGAGCUUUGACGCAGACUCGCAGUUCCCGCUGGAUGAGCUGAAAAUUGACCCGCUGACGCUGGACGGCCUGCACAUGCUCAACGAUCCAGACAUGGUACUGACUGACCCGGCGACGGAAGAUGCUUUCCGGAUGGACAGGCUGUAAUCUUUAGGUAUAGAGUGUUCAGUUGUCAUCAUGUGAGAUCCGUUUGAUUAAAAAGGGAGUGCAGCAGCACCUCUGGGGGACACUUGACCAUGUUUCUCAAACCCCAGAUUGCUGAAAAUGUUGCCACAGCAUGAUUUGAGGAGAAAAGAAAAAAUUAUAUGAGGAAUCAGUGCUGCAAUGUCUAAAGAAUCAAGCUUCUGAACAAGCAGCCCAUCGUUUCUUAGGAUAGGACACUCACACCUCAGUAAUUCCGGUUCUUUAGUCUCUAUAUGAGAGAAUGUGACACUACAUAAGAUCCCUAAACGUUCAAUCAUGCGUUCUUCCAUUUCAUUGCCUGUAGAUGCAUCUCCAUCGUACAUGCCUGUUACUUUCUUUUUUUUAUUUAAUAUAUACCUAUAUUUAUUUAUGCACUUUUAUACAUGCAUAAACCACCAAAAACAUUGUCUGUUCCUAUACAAAUGUUUGUUGGUUGUGAGAGCAGGAGUUGUUAAAAAGGAGUGUUAAUCUUCCCCCAUUUUAAGGGCAGUCCUCAUGCAACACUAAUGUACUUCAGUGCAGUCUGAACAUAUGAUUGUAUUGUUUUCUAGAUGUCUACUGUUGUUACGUCAUGAUAAGAUAGUGGUACAGCUUAUGAAAAAAAAAUGUUCGAAAUGAAAUCGUAAUAUCAAAAAGUGCAUUUACACUUUUAAAUGGAUGGUUCACCCAAAAGUGAAAGUUCUGUCAUCGUUUACUGAUCACGUGUGACUUCUAAACCUGUUUAGCUUCCUUCUGCUGAAUUCAAAAGCAGAUUCUUGCCACUUUUUUCUAGUAGAACUCAAAAGAAGAUAUUUUGAGAAUCCAAAAUCAAACAAAAAGUGCUCGGGGGUAGCUUAAAUAGUGUGUCGGUGCUCUUUAGGCAAGAGAUUCAUCAGAAUAAACAGCAAAAAUCAGUCUAAGGCACCCAAAAGAAGUUUCCUUCCCCACUGUGAAAGUCAAUAGUGUCCAAUAUAAAAUAUUUGGACUCUCUUGACUUUCAUAGUCAAGGGAAAAAUGAAUGAAAGAGAACUCUGACACAUGAGUGACUACAAACAAGGUCACAUUUAUUAGUGUGCCUUUUCUUUUAUUUCUGAAAGCUCUAAAAGGGAUGUCAUUGGCAACAAAUUCAACCUUUAAAUGACAAAAGAAACUGCUUUAAUUCAAAUGUUUCAAUGUCAAAUGACCAGAUCAGUUUACAUACUCCCUGCUUGCACAUCAAAAAUAUAUGAGAGGUGGACAGUUGUUAAUGGUCACAAUUGUUACUAAUCAAUUAAUUAGAUAUUCAUUAAUAGUUAUUGAUCAGUUUAUCAUAUUGUUAAUCAAUUUAUUAAUCAAUAAAUUCAUUGAAAGUGAAAGUGAUAUGGACAAGUUUGGUGACCCAUACUUCAAUCUGUACUCUGCAUUUAACCCAUCCAGGUGCACAGACAAAGGUCACCCAAAGGUCACUAUUGUGAAUAGCUAUUAAACCUAAACCAACAUAAUAUCAAAGGUUGUGUGUUAGGGAGGUCUAAGAAUAAAAAAUGUAUUCUCAAAUUGCAAGAAAAAAAAGGAAUAAGGGGCAGCACGGUGGCUCUGUGGUUAGCACUGUCAUCUCACAGCAAGAAAGUCACUGGUUCGAGUCCUGGCUGGGCCAGUUGGCAUUUCUGCGUGGAGUUUGCAUGUUCUCCCCGUGUUCACGGUUUCCUCCUGUCGCUCCGGUUUGCCCCACAGUCCAAAGACAUGCGCUAUAGGUGAAUUGGGUGAGCUAAAUUGGCUGUAGUGUAUGAGUGUGUGUAAAUGCGAAAGUGUAUGAGUGUUUCACAGUAAAGGGUUGCGGCUGGAAGGGCAUCCACUGUGUAAAACAUAUGCUGGAAUAGUUGGUGGUUCAUUCCGCUGUGGCGACCCCUGAUAAAUAAGGGACUUAGCCAAAGGAAAAUGAAUGAAUAAAUUUCGAUUAAAAAGGUAAACUGCAGCAACUUGUAGGCUAUUGGAGUGGAUUUGCCCACAUUUGGGUCCUCGCCCAUUGAUUUAGGACAUGCUCAUUACAAUUACAAGGUCUUUAAAGAGACUAUAUUUAUUUUUCCAUUACUACUUCCCUGUGGCCUGCCUUCUCACCUGGUAGCCAUUUCUCAGGCUCCGUCUCCAGAACACUUAUUCUCCAUUACCAGUGAUCGCUAUGGGCCUGAAGUAACAAUGAAAGUUGAUAGGCCAGUUAAUCGAAUUAGUCAACAAUACAACGGAGGCCUCUUCGAAUAGUCAUCUAAACAGCUGGGAACAGGAUGGUGGAACUGUCCUGCACCCCAGAUAAGCUUUAUAUCUGAUAAAUGCACAGAUUCCAGCCACAAGUUGGAAUUUCCAUGUAUACCAGUUGUGAAAUUGCCACAUUUAUCCAGUUAAUAUUUGGAACCAUGCAAAGUUUCACCUAAUCUAUGAGACAAGCAUAUGUUACUGGUUGAACCAGGCAGUGAAGUCACACAGCUUUGGAGUGCCAUAAAUAUAUGUAAACGAUGACAGAAUUUUCAAGUCUAGUGGUGGAUGAGGAGAUCCCCCCCCCAAAAAAUGUGUAAAGCACUUUGAGUGUCCAGAAAAGCGCUAAAUAAAUGUAAGGAAUUAUUAUUAAGUCCAAUUUGCUAUUGAUUUAAUAUUGAAUAUCUGCUCAAAUCAAGUCCUGAGGGCAUUACAUGUAUUUUCCUAGACCAAGGUGCACAAUUUAAGCACACCAGAGUUAUUAAAAUCAGUCUAAUGUGUGGUAUGAUUAUUUUUAUAAACAUAAAUGUGUGCUUAGAGCAUACCCUACCCACAAAUAACAAAUCACUACAGAAAAAACAACCCGUUUUGUAAAAACUGCUUGAAUAAUAAAAACAGACUUGAAUUGUAAUCUUUUGACACACAUUCACACUAAAAAAUGAUCAGCCAUGGAUCUGAGACUCAAAUACUAAAAAAAUCGAAUGAACGUCAUUCUUAUCAGUUACAUACUAUAUAUUUAUUUAGAUGCAAAAGUUGUACAUAUAAUAAACAAAUGUGUCUUUUUAAUAUAUAUAGUUUAUUUUAUUUUAUAUAUAUAAUAUAGUUUUACUUUCACCUGAUUUCCAUUGUGUUGCUUCCAUACUAGAAAGAUGAAAAUCACCCAUGAAUAGUGAGGGUUCUCUAAUCUAAUGCAUUCUUAAGUUGAAUAAUAUCAACAUUACAGUAUAUAAUAUAGAAUGCCUACAUUCACCACUCUUAGUCUUUAUAGCAAGAGGUGCCAAUGAUCAUCUAAGAAUGCCUGACUGGUCAAUAAAAGCGCUAGAAUUAAUCUUUUUUUGGGGUGGUGGGGGGGAUAGGGGUGAACUCUCCUUUUAAAAUGUACAGCAUAUGCAGCUAAAAUAUAAAAGACACAUUUUUAUGCAUUAGAAAGCAUCAUGCCAGUAAAAUGCUGGUGUUUUGUUCCAUUCAAUGUACAGUAUGGCGUAAAAUCACAACCAUGGUGUAACCAUAAUGAUGCUGCAUACUUUAGCAUUACUUCUAAGUUCGUCUUGGAAAGAAACAUGAAGCGCGUGUGUGUGUGUGUGAUCAUGAUGAUCAUCUGCAUUUAUGUAUCAGAACUAGUCACUGUGAUAACCAGAUUCUGCCUUACACUGAAGAUGCCGUUUUGUUUAGUUUUUUGUCCGAUGUGUUCACCGUAGCUAAAGGUGUAUUCUGGUACUGUACGAGUUGCUUUAACAGUUCUCAUCCACCGUGAUAUAUCACAUGCCCAAAAGGGGAGGUUUACUACUCUUUUUAAAGUCCUGUCACAUUCAUCCUUUUCUCAUUUUUCUCAGACUUUUAUACUCAAACCACUUUUGUAAGUGUGAGAAUUUUGUUUACAAAAGCGAAAGCAUUAAUACGAUCUCAAUGUUUAAAUUAUUGAAAUGCUGAGUAUAUCUCUCUCUAUAUAAAUAUAUAUAUAUAAAACUAUUUUAAGAAAGUUUGUUAUCCGUGUAAAAUUUCUCUAUGUAUCGGAUUUGGAUUCAUAUCUAUGCAAAGCAUAAUCAAACAUACUAGUUGACGAAAAUACUAAAGAAAGACUCGGCUUUUACAGCAUCUGUGGGUUCUGAGUCCGUGCAGCUGAAUUUUACUUAUUUCAUAGAUUUCUUUGUCUUUUGUUAAACAAAAAAAGAGAAGCAGUUACUGCAUGGAAAAACUUGAUUCUUUUUUUGGAAGGGAUCUGAUUGCACCGUGUAAAUUUCCUGUAUAAAAAAGCAUGACCUACAUGUGCUUUGUCUCCGACAAGUGUUUUCAUGAGGAUCGUGCUUUGCGUGUUCAAAAUGUAACAUAAUUGACGGGAAGGAUGUGUCAGGUAAUCAGUUACUGUUAUAUUCCUUUACUUGACUGCCUCAUCGAAAAGAAACCAGAAUGUAUUUCAUCACUUUUUUAUGUAGGACCAAACAUAUUACCGAAUCUAGCAUUAUUUUUGUUACUGUGACGUACUUUUCCACGUGUUUAAUAGUUGUUGUGGCCCCUCCGUUUCAUUUGCAAGAGGCUGCAUUGUACAGAAUCUCUGUGAGCGUUUCGUUCUUUUCCGUUGUUUUAUUUUUUUUGCAUGUCUGACCAUCACAAGUAUUGGUGAUUGAUAAGCUGUGCACUUUUUAUCUCCUUGAUGUUUUGUUUUACAACUCCGUCUAUGUGAACAUCCUACUUCCUACAUUUACUUGGCACUUUAAUCCGUAUUUUUUCCCCUCGUUUGAUUUUCCCACACACCCCUCUGAGUGACUGUUAAGUGCACUGGGUCUAUUUCCCCCCUCUGUUUGGCCGACUUUGCCUUCUACUCUAAGACAAGUAUUUUUGAAAAGAAAAAAAGGUGUUGUGUAUUUAUGAUUUUAUACGUGGUCAACGGAGAAAAAAAAAGACAAAAAAAAACAACUUUUUUAUGUAGUGUUAGGAAAGUAUGAGAGUUCCCCGAUAUUAAUGAAGGCAGGUUACAUUUCUGCGUCUUUAAUUACCUGUUUACCUUUUAUAAAGCUUCAUAUCCAUGUGUCAUUACCCAUAAAGAGAGCAUGCAGAAAAUAAAAAGGUCCUUAUUCAGUAUCUAAUGUAUGCACAGCCUUCAUGUACAUAAAUGCUACACUUAUACAUUUCUAUAUUUUAAAAAGCAUAAAAGAGCAGAGCGUUAAACAUCAGGAGUAUGUAAAAAAAUAUAAAUAUAUAUAUAAAAUAAAUGAACAAUAUGGAACUGUAUGUUUUUACCUUUUAAAAGCUUGAAGCGGACGCUAUACUGUCCCUCCGUUCAGGGGUUUGACACUUUAAAUACACAGAUCUGUGUUCAUUAUCAAGUGUGCUCACACUUCUAGCCAAAUCAUAAACAAAUCCCUGCUGCAAAUGUAAAUGCAGUUUUGCUUUUCAGCCUUGAUACACUGAACCUUGUUGAAGCUUCGUAAUCUAAUCUCCUCUUCUGUCUUUGUUUUGUAGUAUUUGCGGUAUGAGCUUCUCGUUUCUGGCCGAUAUUCUUUCAUUUGUUUGUGUUUUGUAUGUGUGUGUGUGUGGAUUAGGAAUUUGCUGUUUUAAGUACUGUAAAAGUUGUCUUCACAUGCUCAAGGUCUGUUUGCUGCAGUGUGUUGUAGAUCUGUGAUUUCUUCGCAGUGGUUGCUUUUAUUCACUCGGUUUCUAGAUUUCCGAAUAUCUGACUUGUAGGCCAGUUUAUUUUCAAUUCGAAUUGUGUUCACAAGUGUCCUGAUAAUUCAGAAAAAGGUUUGUUUAGCAGAUUACUGUGGUGAAACAGUGGUUAGCGUAAUUGUCUCACGACAAGAAGGUCGCUGGUUGGAGACGCCACAGUGGUGAAUUGAAGAUAUUAAGUUGACCAUAGUGUGUGAAUGAGAGUGUGUGAGUGUUUCCCAGCACUCUCAGUAAUCUAAUGUAUUAUUGUGGCUGGAUCCGCCGUGUAAAACAUAUGCCAGAGUAAUUGGCGGUCCAUUCUAGGCAUGGGACGAUAGCCGUUAUCAAGGGAUAGGUUUAGAAAAGUCAAGGUUUUAGAACAGCCAAAAUAUUUUUAUAC